UUGACUGUAGGAGCUCGGACCUUGCUCGCAACUUUAGCAGCUAACUUUGUAUUUUGUGUUGACAGUACAGUUGGUCAGCGUGUGUUGGUGUGAUGGACCGCUGGAAGGGCAGAGUGGCUCUAGUGACCGGAGCCUCGGUCGGGAUCGGGGCAGCCAUCGUUAAAGAGUUAGUCCGGUACGGGAUGAAGGUAGUGGGCUGCGCUAGGGACCUGGAGAAAAUGCAGAAACUGGCAGCUGAGUGUCAAAGUGAAGGCCACAGUGGUGUUUUGGUGCCUUUCAAGUGCGACUUGAACAGUGAGGAGGAGAUUCUAUUCAUGUUCUCUGCCAUCAAAGCCCAGCACAAGGGCGUGGAUGUGUGCAUCAACAACGCUGGCUUGGCUCAUCCUGAAUCACUGUUAGGUGGCAAAACCAGUGGCUGGAAGAACAUGCUGGAUGUGAAUGUCCUUGCAUUGUCUAUAUGCACACGUGAAGCAUAUCAGUCAAUGAAAGAAAGAAAUGUUGAUGACGGACACAUCAUAAACAUAAACAGCAUGAGCGGGCACCGUGUGGUUCAUAGCACUGAUGUGCAUUUCUACAGCGCCACCAAGUUCGCUGUGACUGCCCUGACAGAGGGCGUGAGGCAGGAGCUGCGUGAGGCCAACACUCACAUAAGAGCCACAUGUAUAUCUCCUGGUGUAGUGAAGACAGAAUUUGCUCCGCGGCUCUACAGCCAGAACACUGAUAAAGCUGCUGGUGCUUACACAAAAUUUAAGCCUUUGGAAGCUAUAGAUGUAGCAAAUGCUGUUACAUACGUUCUUGGCGCCCCUCCACAUGUGCAGAUUGGAGACAUUCAGAUGCGACCUGUGGAGCAGGUGUUGUAACCAAGGCACCAUGUGACAAAUUAAUUUGUGUACUGAUGCAUUCAUCAUCUGACUAGUUGACUACAAUUAGUGUGAAACACUACUUUAUCUGAUCAUGUUCAAACUUUUGCUAUGAAGUUUGCAAUCUGGUACUUAAAGAAUAAAUAUCUUGAUUUGGAGAUGAUUUGUUUAACAGAAUUUUGAUUUCCAGCCAGGCAGUAAACAAAUACUGUAGUGAUGACAAUUACAACAACAUACAGUCACCAACAUAUAUAAAUAUUAAGAAUAUAAAGACUAUAAAAAUAUCAAAACAUUU
Scomber scombrus (Atlantic mackerel) is the source of this 1155-nucleotide messenger RNA. Its product is annotated as dehydrogenase/reductase SDR family member 11-like. The transcript is spliced from 7 exons. Gene Ontology annotation, molecular function: oxidoreductase activity. Bases 93 to 860 code for a protein of 255 amino acids. NCBI's taxonomy places the organism in Eukaryota, Metazoa, Chordata, Actinopteri, Scombriformes, Scombridae. The record is from RefSeq and is a predicted model, not a curated record.